AUGGAUUACUUAGAUUCGAGGCUCAAGGAACAUGGUAGUUUUAGUGACGAUUGGACGGAGAUGCGGGACUUAUACUCUCGAAAGCUAUGGCAUCAGCUAACUUUGCACAUUCUGGAUUCUCUGAAAAAGCCGGGCUUCGUAUCUAGUGUCGACUUGGAUCAGUUCAACGAUAACUUCCUAAACUCAAUCAAACAAAAAAUCAACCCGCUUUCAUUGGCAGAGAUCAUUGUCCCAAUUAGUGAAGGCAUGGUGAAGACAGACCCACAAAAGACCAUUAAGUUCAUCGAAGAGAACAGAGACAAGUACAUGAGCAUGAACGACGAGGCCGUAAUCUUAAGUAACUCUACCAUUGGUAUGAUUCGCCUGCUUAUCAUCGGCGACAUGCCCGGUGCUCGCGACAUCAUUGAAUCAACUGGAGAAAUUCUUUCAAAAAUCGAUGGCGUGACGUCCGUUCAUUCUCGCUUUUAUCGAAUGAGUUCAAACUACUAUAAGUUAAUGGGACAACACGCAGAGUACUACAGGGAAGCCCUGCGUUUUCUGGGCUGCACAGACAUGGCUGAGCUGCCUGUCGAAGAGAAACAAGAUUGGGCCUUCUCUGUCGGGCUUGCCGCACUACUCGGCAAUGGUGUGUACAACUUCGGGGAAUUGGUGAGUUCUUAUCCUCUUUCCAGGACGUUAUGA
Molecule: messenger RNA, 681 nt
Organism: Dibothriocephalus latus
Lineage: Eukaryota; Metazoa; Platyhelminthes; Cestoda; Diphyllobothriidea; Diphyllobothriidae
Source: the annotation of a GenBank genome assembly